UCGACGUCGACCACCGCACGCCCCGACACCCCCCUUCGCGACAACCCAGCUCGACUUCGCUUCCUCGUCGGACUGAACAUAUCGCAAAAAUGGCCACCGAGUUGACCGUCCAGUCGGAACGUGCGUUCCAGAAGCAGCCUCACAUCUUCGUCAACCCCAAGACCAUUGCGAAGAGCAAGAAGGUCGCCUCUGGCCGCAGAUGGUACAAGGAUGUCGGUCUGGGUUUCCGUACCCCCAAGACCGCCAUUGAGGGCACCUACAUCGACAAGAAGUGCCCCUUCACCGGUCUGGUCUCCAUCCGUGGUCGUAUCCUGACCGGCCGUGUCGUCUCCACCAAGAUGCACCGCACCAUUGUCAUCCGCCGUGAAUACCUCCACUACGUCCCCAAGUACAACCGUUACGAGAAGAGACACAAGAACCUCGCUGCUCACGUCUCUCCCGCUUUCCGUGUUGAGGAGGGUGACUGGGUCACCGUCGGCCAGUGCCGUCCCCUCAGCAAGACUGUCCGCUUCAACGUCCUCCGUGUCCUUCCCCGCACUGGUAAGGCCGUCAAGGCUUUCAGCAAGUUCUAAGCGUGUCGAUGAGGAAGUGUUUUCGAGAGGAAAAUAACCUAGGGCUGCGGCGUGACUGGAUAUACAUGGAUUAGUUAAACGGGUUGGGAUUGUUUCACGAUUUCAUGUCCCAGGGACCCUUGAGAAAGAAUAUCCAAUGAAAAAAUUCUUUUGAUUCUCUAUAAUAGCAGUCCGCCGUGCACUAUACUUGGCCACGAC
This is a messenger RNA of Aspergillus homomorphus CBS 101889, 770 nucleotides long. Its product is annotated as 40S ribosomal protein uS17. The coding region runs from base 90 to 572 and encodes 160 amino acids. Gene Ontology annotation, cellular component: cytosolic small ribosomal subunit; ribosome. Gene Ontology annotation, biological process: translation. NCBI's taxonomy places the organism in Eukaryota, Fungi, Ascomycota, Eurotiomycetes, Eurotiales, Aspergillaceae. The transcript is spliced from 3 exons. Gene Ontology annotation, molecular function: structural constituent of ribosome. The record is from RefSeq and is a predicted model, not a curated record.